Messenger RNA from Drosophila virilis, 1115 nucleotides. The record is from RefSeq and is a predicted model, not a curated record. NCBI's taxonomy places the organism in Eukaryota, Metazoa, Arthropoda, Insecta, Diptera, Drosophilidae.
AUGUGUGAAGAUUUACCCAAAUCUUUGUUGCCGCUGCUAGCGCUGCUGUUGCAGUCGCUUUUAUUGUUGCCCGCCGCGUUGACUGCCGCGCCGGGCAGAGAAAGCGUCGUCGGACAGCAGCCGGCGCCGCAGCGUGUGCAUUAUCCGGCUGGUGUGGAUUUCUUUGAGCAUGAGUUCAGCAGCCUGGCGGCAGCUCUAGCUCUUCUUGCAGACGAGUUCGAUCCGUUCGGGCCGGAUAUCGGUGAUGAUGAUCUGGGCAUUGACGAUCCGGAGACCAUGCCACGCUUGUUCCAGGGCGACAUUGCCAUCGAUCCCUAUACGUACAUCACGCUGCGUCUGGGCGUGAAUCCCAUGCGACAUCCGAAGCGCUUGUGGCCCAACGGUACCAUACCCUUUGCGAUUAGCCCGCGCUACGAGAGCAGGGAGCGACAGUCUAUUAUGCAUGCUUUGUGGACAUUCAAUUCGCUCACCUGCAUCCGGUUUGUGCCGCACGAUGGUUAUGUGGAGGAUUAUCUGCUGAUUGAGCCGCCCGAGGAGGGGCCGCAGGGCUGCUGGUCGUAUGUGGGCAAGCGGGGCGGGGAGCAGGUUGUCGCGCUGCAGCGGCCCGACGAGACAAGCGCCCACUGCUUCAGCAGCGAGGGACGCAUCAUGCACGAGCUAAUGCAUGCGAUUGGCAUCUACCACGAGCAAUCGCGCGCGGAUCGGGACAACUUUGUGAAGAUCCACUGGGACAAUAUUGUGCCGCGUUUUCGUAAGAAUUUUAAGCUCGUCUCGCGCAAGCGCGGCAAAUACGCCUUUGACUACGAUUACAACUCGGUAAUGCAUUACGGCGAGUACUAUUUUAGCAAAAAGAAGGGUCAAAAGCCGACGAUGACGCCGCUGCAGCCGGGCGUCCGAAUUGGCCAGAGGAAGACGAUCAGCCAAAUUGAUUGCCUCAAGAUAAACGAUUUGUACGGUUGUCUGAAGGGUCGGCGUGCCAAAAUGUAUAGGGCGUUUUGUAGUUUGUUAGGUUUGUAGUUGUUGCACUAAUUGUAUUUUUAUUUGAAUCACAUUGAUUUGCUAAUUUAAUAAAUUAUACACAUUGCGAAAUUGCACGCGGUUUUACUGUUUUCAAA